Penicillium argentinense is the source of this 735-nucleotide messenger RNA. RefSeq names its product copper acquisition factor BIM1-like domain-containing protein. The record is from RefSeq and is a predicted model, not a curated record. The transcript has 3 exons. Bases 1 to 735 code for a protein of 244 amino acids. Lineage: Eukaryota; Fungi; Ascomycota; Eurotiomycetes; Eurotiales; Aspergillaceae.
AUGAACUCGAUAUCGCAAUGGUCGGCCCUCAUGGUCCUGCUGUGCAUCACCAUCGCCCACGCCCACACCGUCAUCACCUACCCCGGCUACCGAGGAAAUAACCUCCACACAAACGGCACUGUCGCACAAGCGAAUGGCCUGGGUGUCGCGUGGGACGAGAAAAAUGGAUCGUACAUCUACCCGUACGGCAUGGAAUGGAUCUAUCCAUGCGGUGGUAUGCCUCGAUCCAAUAACCGAACCAAGUGGCCCGUAAAUGGUGGUGCAGUUGCGUUUCAACCGGGAUGGUUCCCUGGCCACAAGACUGCCUUGAUCUACAUCAACUUGGGCCUCGGCGAGAUCCCAGAGAACAUGAGCCACCCCGUCGUGUCGCCCUUCCAGAUCACCGGUCCGACCAAUGACCCAUACCCGGGCACCGUCUGCAUGCCCCAGGUGCCUCUACCGGCCAACAUCAGUGCGAAGAUUGGAGACAAGGCUACGAUCCAGCUGGUCGAGGUUGCGAAGCACGGUGCUGCUCUGUAUAAUUGUGUCGAUAUUGAGUUUGCCGACCCGCACGAUCCAGAAAUCGAUGGCAGUGUCACCCGCGACAACUGCUUCAAUUCCAGUGAUAUCACGUUCCAGUACAUGUACACAACAUCCGGCAUCGGGUCCGGGGCGGCAAUGAUUCAGCCCCCACAGCAUACUCUACUUGCAUUGGUCCCCUUGUUGCUGGCGACUAUUUUCGGUGGUCUUAUGUAG